Messenger RNA from Otolemur garnettii (small-eared galago), 2175 nucleotides. Its product is annotated as cytochrome b5 reductase 4. Gene Ontology annotation, biological process: generation of precursor metabolites and energy; superoxide metabolic process. Lineage: Eukaryota; Metazoa; Chordata; Mammalia; Primates; Galagidae. The record is from RefSeq and is a predicted model, not a curated record. The transcript has 16 exons. Gene Ontology annotation, molecular function: oxidoreductase activity; heme binding. Bases 83 to 1645 code for a protein of 520 amino acids. Gene Ontology annotation, cellular component: endoplasmic reticulum.
CCGGCCCCGGAGCGGGAGUGGCAGGUGCUGGCGGGAGAGGGGUCCGGGGCGACCCCGGGCAGGGCCUGCCGGGGGGUUCAGGAUGCUGAACGCCCCGUCCCAGUCCUUCCCGACCCCCGGCUCGCAGCAGCGCGUCGCCUCCGGGGGCCGCAGCAAGGUGCCUUUGAAACAGGGCAGAAGUCUUAUGGAUUGGAUUCGACUGACCAAGAGUGGAAAGGACUUAACAGGACUGAAAGGCAGGUUAAUAGAAGUAACUGAAGAGGAACUCAGAAAGCACAACAGGAAAGAUGACUGUUGGAUCUGCAUAAGAGGGCUUGUUUAUAACGUCAGCCCGUACAUGGAGUACCACCCGGGCGGGGAGGAGGAACUCAUGAGAGCAGCGGGCUCAGACGGGACGGACCUGUUCGACCAGGUUCAUCGCUGGGUCAAUUAUGAAUCGAUGCUGAAAGAAUGCCUGGUGGGCAGGAUGGCCGUUAAGCCCGUGGUGCCCAGAGACUGUCGUGAGGAAAAGAAAAUCUUAAAUGGCCUGGUGUCCAGGAGCCAGGCUGCGGACGCGCCUGCCACGGAAGGGCCUAGGCCUCCAAGUUAUGACUGGUUCCAAACAGACUCUUCAGUGACGAUUGCCAUAUAUACUAAACAGAAGGAUAUCAGUUUAGACUCAAUAAUAAUUGAUAAUCAGGAUGAUUCCUUCAGAGCGGAAACAAUUAUCCAGGAUUAUUCGUAUCUUAUACAUAUAAGGCUAAGCCACGAAGUUCAGGAAGAUGUUUCUGCAAGGAUUGUUGAGAAUGUGGGAAAAAUAGAGAUUGUCCUGAAGAAAAAAGAGAAUACUUCUUGGAAAUGUCUUGGUCAUCCCCUGGAGAAUCAUAAUUCAUUUAUUCCAAGAAAAGAUGUGGGUCUGCACUACAGAGAGUGCCAGUUAAUCUCCAAGGAAGACGUUACUCACGACACAAAGCUGUUCUGCUUGAAGCUGCCGCCAAGCAGUCACCUUCAGACGCCCGUCGGGCAGCACGUUUACCUCAAGCUGACUGUUACAGGUGCAGAAAUAGUGAAGCCAUACACACCUGUGUCUGACUCCUUAUUCUCAGAGUUCAAAGAACCAGUUCUUCCCAACAAGCAGUACAUGUACUUUCUGAUCAAAAUCUACCCUGCUGGCCUCUUCACACCAGAGCUUGACCAUCUUCAGAUUGGAGAUUUUGUUCCUAUAAGCAGUCCUGAGGGCAAUUUUAAAAUAUCCAAGUUCCAAGAACUGGAAGACCUCUUUCUGUUGGCAGCAGGAACAGGCCUCACACCGAUGGUUACAAUCCUGAACUUCGCUUUGACUCGUGUGCGGAGCCUCAGGAAAGUGAAGCUGAUGUUCUUCAAUAAAACAGAGGAUGACAUAAUUUGGAGAAGCCAACUGGAGAAAUUGGCAUUUAAAGAUAAAAGAUUUGAUGUUGAAUUUGUUCUCUCAGCACCUACUUCUGAAUGGACUGGCAAGCAGGGACACAUUUCACCAGCUCUUCUUUCUGAAUUUUUGAAAAGAAAUUUAGAUGAAUCCAAAGUCUUCAUCUGCAUUUGUGGGCCAACACCAUUUACAGAGCAGGGAGUGAGGUUGCUACAUGACCUUAACUUUUCCAAAGAUGAGAUCCAUAGUUUUACAGCAUAAUGAAGAGCUGUGAUUGUCUUUUACUCAACUAGUUUAUCUGAAUUUGUGACCAUUCGGGUUUUUAAAGAACACUUUUGUAUAUAAUAAAAGGUUAACUAGUAUCCAGGCUUUGGUUUCUUAAAUGAAAUCAAAUGUUCUCUCGGUAACUUUUUGGCUUUCUUUUGUACCAUAACUUAUUUUACUAUUGAUAUUUAACUUGGAAAGUCAGUCGUAGCAACAAAUACAUCCAGGAUUCUUUGUUAUGAAUCACAGAUUUCCUUACCAUUUAAAUUGUGUCACUGUUGUACAGUAAGCAGUUGUGUUUUAUGAUACGGUAAAUGAUCACUUUGAUCACAUUUCUAUGCUGUAAGAUGUCUAAUUAGCAAUACGAUUAAGUUUUACAUUGCACUGUUAACUCAGGAAAUGGUCUUUUAUGUCCUUGUUAUUAAUAUUAAAACAUGGAAUGUUACAACUUACUAAGUGAUCCAGACAUUUGUGUGUGUGUGGAAUUGAUGCAGAUGGAAUAAAAUUAUUUAUACUGAAGAACUUUU